Molecule: messenger RNA, 2727 nt
Organism: Sinocyclocheilus grahami
Lineage: Eukaryota; Metazoa; Chordata; Actinopteri; Cypriniformes; Cyprinidae
Exons: 5
Coding region: 1-2727 (908 amino acids)
Cellular component (GO): plasma membrane
Molecular function (GO): protein binding
Source: RefSeq, a predicted model, not a curated record
AUGAGAAGUGUCUGCCUUCUACUAAUGGUGACAAUCACUCAAGUUCAGCUGUCGUUGCUCUGCCCUUCUUCUUGUGUGGUGUGUUCUGAAGAUGUCAUCAUCUGUAAUAAACUCUUAAACAUAAUUGAUGCUCCAGGCUCUACUAAAGUUUUGAUGCUUACUGAUGGACUCAUUGAUUCUGUGGACAACAUGGUCCUCUCUGAAUUAUCCAACAUGAGUGUUCUGGCACUCAGCAACAACGCCAUUUCCAGCAUCAUGGAAAAUGCCUUUCAGAACCUCUCUUUUCUAACGACACUGUUGCUGGACCACAACCGCAUCUCCAGCCAAUCCCUGAACAGCUCUAUGUUCUCCUGGCUCCACAGACUGGAGACUCUCCAGCUUGGUAACAACAAUCUGAAUGACAUUGACAGCUCCUGGUUCCAAAGCUCUAGAUCUUUAAAAAUGCUUCAACUAGAGGGGAACCUCCUCACCGGCUUGAACUCCACCACCUUUGCCCACGCUGACCUGAGGAACCUGGAAACAUUGGACUUGUCCAACAACCUCAUUGUGUACUUAGGACGUGAUAGCUUCAGAGGGCUUCCUCAUCUCUGCAGGCUUGAUCUGUCCCGCAAUCAUCUACGCAGUGGUCCGGAUGCGUUCUCCUAUCUGUCUUGGCUCUCAGUGCUGAACCUUGAUUUGAACCGUUGGAGCUGUACGUGUGAGUUGAGAGAGUUGGCCUCAUUUCUCAAAAGUUACAUUCAGGCUCCUGAAAAAGUCUUGUACAAUGGGCAGAGGAUGGUGUGUGUGAAUGCAGAUAACGCAGCUGUGCAAGCUGUGCUGGAGUUGACUGAUGCCAACUGUGCCCCACCAAACAGGAAUUUAACAGUGGAGGUUGUGGCUAAAACUAAUAACACUUUUCAGCAAUAUAUUAGAAAUGUUGCUAUUGCCAUUGUAUUUUCAUUUUUGGGUGGUGUUGGGAUCACCCUGGGAAUGAUUGCCAUUGCAUACCACAAACUCAGUAAGAAAUUUCAACUGGUGCAGGAGGAAAAUAGAGUUGGGGAAAGGAAAACGUUCAGCCUGGAGUCAACCCAGUGUAAUUUCUGUGAAGGCAAGGACACUCUGUCUACAAGUCAUGCACUGUACAACAGCAACUACAAAUCCCAUCAGCCUUGGGACACAGAAGACUCUCCUUAUCUAGGAUCAGACAUGCUGGACAGUCAUUUCACCUGCCACAAGUGCAGCUCUACAGCACUUGCUGUAGAAAAGCACAAAAGAGAGAUUAUCCUGCAGAAAGCCAAUCAUGUAGGUGAACAGUUGGCUAAUCGCCAACAUGAAGGAAAUUAUCAACAUUCUGUGUUGCAACAAAAGAUCAAAGACACAAGUGGACAAAGACAUAAUGUGAGCGGGGCAGGCAUUCCAAACAUCUAUCUGGGCAGUCAGGGUACUUCUUCCCAACAUCGUGGGGGUUCAAACAAUAAAUCAGCUGUCAGAAUACGGCAGGAGGCCCUCAGUAAUAAUUUCUCAGCCCUCCAGAGUGGCACGUUCAGACCCCCAGACCAAAUCCACAAUGCAAUAACUCAAGGAAAUCAUUCACUGUUAAAACGCCAGGCUGAGGAUGUUGGUGCUCAACCGAUUUACCAAACCAUCAGCUGUUUGCACUGUCAUCAGACUUAUGCAUACAGACAAGUUGGGAGUAAUAACCAGAACUUUCCAUUUACAAAUCACUCACAGAACACAGUUCAAAAUGGAGCACAAAUGUACAAUGCCAUGCUAUACAGAGACAUCUUGGGUUAUGACAAGUCAAACGCUGGGAGACAUGGUGAGAGUCAAGUUAGUGAGCUGGGCUUUAAGUUAGCUUCUCAAAGAAGCGUUACUUUUGAUCUAGCCGAGACGGAGGAACAUGUCCUCACCACAACAGCUGACAGAAACAAAAAGGAAAGCAGGAUGAAAGAAUCUAAAACAUCUGCACAGAAAAGCCCCCAAAAGCUGGGUAAGACUAAAACCCAGAAAACCAGAGGACAAGCAAAUAAAACACUGAAAGUUAAAUUAAAUUUAAACCCCCUUCGAAAAAGCAGAGUACAUCCAAAGUCCAUUGACGAAAGAGAUAUUGUAGAAGACAAGAUGUACAAAAAGGCAAAAAAGGAAAAACUAAAAAUCAAAAAGGACAAAAAAGAUAAAUUAAAAAUUAAUAAAACUAGCAAAAAAUCAAAAGAUAACGUUGAAUGCUUAGGAAGUGAGGAAGAGGAAACCGAUACUGUGCAAGGCACCUCUAAGUCGAAACGUGCUAAAAAAGGAAACAAGGAAUCAAAGUCCAUGUCUAAGGAUACAGAUGCUGUCAUUAAAGAAAAAGGUCAAAAUUAUAUUUCUGUUCAAGGAGAAACUCUGUUAGACACUGCCUUCAACAGUAGAUCUGAACCUCAAAUGCCAUCAACACUCCCACUAAUGCUCAGUUUAGCUCUUCCAGAUGAUCACAACCGUCUAACAGCUCCAUCACACCCUGGCGUUCUGGAUGCCAGUGACACUCAGCAGCUAUUCAAUCCAAAUAUUGCACUUCCUGUGAGUGAAUCCGCUGCUCCACAAGAUGUGGUGGAUCAGUCCAGCAGUUCAGACCUGAUGAGCUCUGCAGCACCUGUCAUCCAAGAAUAUCUAUCUUCAACUGAGGGCUCACCAAAGAGGAAGUUAAGACUUAUUUUACCUGAAAAAACAACCAACAGGCCACAAACAGCACUUAAUAAGAAAAUCCGAUAA